CCAGGUUAUUAGACCAGGUGCACCAUCUAAUGGCCAUCUUAAGAUACAUUUUUAAGAGGACAGUUUUUUCUGCUUGUCUGCGUGUGUGCCCGAUUGCCACUAGAUGGUGUCCCAGACCUCACAAUGUUAAAAAAUGUGAAACUGUAGCCAGUUGUGAAAUGCUGUAGCAACAUUAGUCUUCAACACGGAUUAAGAUAAGUGGCUACAGGGCGCAAUCGUAGGUGUGCUUUCAGGAAGCAUGAAACCACAGGUGAUGCUCUUCCCUAGGGCUGCACUGUAACUCUAAGCCAGUUAAACGCAGCCUAUAGAUCUGAUCAUUCACCUGGGAGACUAGGACGGAGUGUUUGUGGAUAGUUUGCCUGGAAAAUUGCUUGUAAUGUAUAAUAAUUGUACAUUGGGAUGGUUAUAGUGUUAACCACAGUAUGUUCGGCACAUUGGAACAAAGUCACAUAUGCUGGGACAGGGACAUAUGCUGAUAUUGCCUAGCUGAUCCAGUUUUGAUAAUGAUUGAGGUUUAUCGGCAAGCUGGUAGAGGUUUAUUUGGUGCAUGAAUGUAGCCUAAAAGUGAUUCUGAAAUAAUCAGUGAGGAAGGAAAUGUGUCAAUUCAUGAGUUCUGUUCUUAUAAUAGGAGGGGCAAUCAAAUUAAAAACGUGUUUACGAAUUUAUUCACAAGCUCAUAUGACAAACUGUCGUGAGCAAGUCGACUCAAGUGAACCCCAAGACUAAGGAAAAUGGUCAAGAAGUCGAUUAUCGCUGGUGUGGUGGUACUGCUGGUGGCUUUGGUGUGCAUCUUUCUGGGCAUCUUCUUUGGAGUGGGAAAUAAGAGGACCCGCUUUCCAGACCACUUCUACUCCAAGGCAGCUGUGGCGGCAGAUGCAGGGAAAUGCUCUGAGAUUGGCAGGGACAUCCUAAAGAGGAACGGCUCAGCAGUGGAUGCCUCUAUCGCCGCCCUGCUGUGUGUAGGGCUCAUGAAUGCUCACAGCAUGGGAAUUGGAGGGGGGCUCUUCUUCACCAUCUAUAAUGCAUCUACAGGAAAGGUAGAAACCAUUGAUGCAAGGGAGACUGCACCCAUGAAUGCAACGGAAAACAUGUUUGGCAAUAAUACCCAGCUAUCUCGGAAAGGUGGGCUGGCCAUCGCCAUCCCUGGAGAGAUCCGCGGAUAUGAGAUGGCACACAAGCGUCAUGGAAGACUACCUUGGGCAGAGCUGUUUGAACCCAGCAUCGCAUUGGCACGCAGAGGAUUCCCCGUCGGCAAAGCACUGGCUAAAGCCAUCGCCAAGAACCAGGACACCAUCCUGAAUGAUGAGGACUUUUGUGAAGUGUUUUGUGACACGCACAGAAACGUCCUGAAGGAAAACGAUAUUAUUAAAUUUAUUAAACUAGCUGACACCUACCAAAGGAUAGCAGAAGAGGGGCCCGAUGUUUUCUACAAUGGGACUAUGGGUCACAGUAUUGUGGAGGAAAUCCAGGCUGCAGGGGGAAUUAUAACACUGGAGGACCUGGCUGGCUAUGAACCCCUGCUAAACGAAAACCCACUGAAGCUCAAUGUGGGGGAGUACACCGUGCACGUCCCAGAUGCCCCCUCCAGCGGUCCUGUGCUUGCCCUCAUACUCAACAUUGUCGAUGGCUAUAACUUCACAGGUAUGAGUGUCUCUAACUCUGAGAAGAAGACGCUGACAUAUCAUCGCAUUGUGGAGGCCUUUCGCUUUGCCUACGCCAAGAGAAGCCAUCUGGGUGACCCGCGCUUUCUCAACAUCACAGACCUUAUUCACAAUAUGACCUCAGACUACUUCGCAGACAGAAUCAGGAGUAAAAUCACAGAUGACACCACUCACCCUGACGACUAUUAUGAGCCGGACUACUUUGUCCCUGACAACCAUGGAACAGCCCACCUGUCCGUCAUAGCAGAAGAUGGCAGUGCUGUGGCAGCCACCAGCACUAUUAACCUGUAUUUUGGUGCUAAAGUUAUGUCUCACUCGACUGGGAUCAUCUUCAAUGAUGAGAUGGAUGACUUCAGUUCUCCCUAUAUGACUAACGGAUUUGGGAUACCUCCAUCACCAAACAACUUCAUCCAGCCAGGUAAACGGCCACUUUCAUCCAUGUGUCCAACCAUUAUCUUCGACAAACACAACAAAGUGAAAAUGGUGGUGGGAGCCUCUGGGGGCACAAUGAUCACAACCGCGACCGCUCUGGUAAGCUUGUUGCUUUUUGUGUUGUUUUUUCACCCACCGAGGACCUUUCAGUGCUGUAUACUGAGCCUAAAGGAAAUGCAACCCCCAGCACUGGCCCUCUCGUUUCUGCUCCAGGUGAUUCUCAAUUCGUUGGUCUUCAACUAUGACCUGAAGAAAGCAGUGACGGAACCCAGGGUCCACAACCAGCUCAAUCCCAAUAUGACCAUGGUGGAGGAGGACUUUGAGAAGAGUGUUCUGGAUGGCCUGGAGCAGAAAAACCAUGUGACAAAGCUGCACCAGACCCCAGGGGCAGUCGUGCAGGCUGUGGUUCGCCAGGGAGACCAUAUCUGUGCCGAAUCUGAUCCCAGGAAAGGCGGUUAUCCAGCCGGGUACUGACCUCUAAGAGAUUGGUAUCAUUCAACAUCACUCCCCCACACCUGGGGCCCGCAGGCCUGCCACAGAGCAAUGAGCAAGAGCCAUGAGCAAGCAGAGCCAGAGCAAGAACCAUGCUCCCUUUCUAUACGCAAUGUCCCAAAUGUCUUUCAGGGAGAUUUGAUUGUGGCCUCCUUAAGGAGAGCCAGCCUGUUGCUUGCUCCAUGUUUAGCCUGUUUUACUUCACCAGGGGUUAAAUAAAACAGCUCCACUUCCAUUUCAAUACCUCUAAUUUUCACUCUUGAACUUGUUUUUUAAAAGUGCUAUUUUUUUGUCAGCAUUAUUUCAUAUCAGUUUUGUGUUUUUGAAAACAAAGUGAGAUUUUUGCAACUCCGGGAGUGGCAUUUUUUAAUCCUAGCCUUGUAUCAAGUGACAAAUCAUCAUCAUUAUAAAUAGAGAAACAAUAUUUGUAGGUGGCGUCAUGUACACGUUUGCCAACACCAGUUCUCUUACUGUAAAUAUCAAAAGAUCAUGGGGGGGGGUUGCGUGUGAUGGAGUUAGUGGUAUAAUUUCUACUUCAUUAGAUACAAUCAACACAACUCCAGUGCCUGCUUGGAGAUUACAGGGAAUACAUUGUGGUAUGUAUACAUUCACAUAUGCACCAACAUAAACAAAAAUGAAAUGUUAGUUCACAUCAGACACGAUUCUACUAUUUUUUUCUUUGAAUUAACAGACAUGUUUAUUUAUAGAGAUGAAAGAAAAGGGGCACUACUGUUUUUAAAAUAUUAGUAGACUGUCAAUUGUCUUCUUUCUUUCAAAUAUGGCUAAAAGAUUAUUGUUACAUUUUUCAUAUAAUAAAAUAAUAAAGGAAGAAAAAUAAAGGUAUAAUGAAGGAAGCCUUGUCUCUCAUCUGUGAUCGUAUGCAGUAGCAUGGCUGAUUAACACAAGACUCCAUUAUCUUCAUAUCAAGGUCUACUACCCGCUUGUUCAGGGAUUUCAAUUACAGUUUUUUUUUUCAUCAAAGAAAACAAGAUGAUGUAUAUAUUUUUCCCCACAACUGUGAUUAGACUGUGGAAUUCUGUCUCUUGUCAUUGAAGAUUCUAUGAAAAUCUCAUUGGAAAUGAGUCGGACUGGAAAGCUACUUUGGGCUAUGGGUUUAAGGGAUAUGUUUGACUUUCAUACUGGCAAAAUUUCUCCCAUUGAGUUCCAUUGGGAAAUUAUUUUUUCUAAUGAUUUUUUUCUAUAUCAUCAUGAUGCUAUGUGUAGACUGAGAAAAACAUAGAAAAAUAGUUUGUUAAUGUUUAAUAUCAAGUAAGACUAAAGAGGUAAAUGUAUAGUAUAUUUGAAAAGACAUUUGCAUAUAUAUUUUUUUAAAACAUACAUUGUUCUUUUGCCAUGCUUGUUAUUAAACAUUUUAUAAAACA
Messenger RNA from Conger conger (European conger), 3967 nucleotides. RefSeq names its product glutathione hydrolase 1 proenzyme-like. The record is from RefSeq and is a predicted model, not a curated record. Gene Ontology annotation, cellular component: plasma membrane. The transcript has 12 exons. Gene Ontology annotation, biological process: glutathione catabolic process; peptide modification; regulation of inflammatory response. Lineage: Eukaryota; Metazoa; Chordata; Actinopteri; Anguilliformes; Congridae. Bases 732 to 2567 code for a protein of 611 amino acids. Gene Ontology annotation, molecular function: glutathione gamma-glutamate hydrolase.